Messenger RNA from Malassezia pachydermatis, 438 nucleotides. RefSeq lists its product as hypothetical. The transcript has a single exon. NCBI's taxonomy places the organism in Eukaryota, Fungi, Basidiomycota, Malasseziomycetes, Malasseziales, Malasseziaceae. Bases 1 to 438 code for a protein of 145 amino acids. The record is from RefSeq and is a predicted model, not a curated record.
AUGGGUGCGGUCGCUUCGCGCUUCGCCUCGGCGAAGGCCACGCCAGACGCGCCAUCGGCGUCGUCUCGUCCUGACUUUGAUACCAUGCGGCAGCAGGAGCUGGCCUUGGAGGCAGCACAGACGCCUUUGGAGGAGGUCCCGUCGUGCUUGACAUUGUUUGACAAAUGGCUCACUUGCUAUGCCCUCGGCCCGCAGUUCCGUCAUGUGUACCGCUACGGCACCGUGGGCGAUUGCUCGCCGCGCCGCGAAGACUUCAAGUUCUGCUUGACGACGCGCGAGCUGGAGCCUGCGCAGCGACGCGAUGCAUGGCUCACUCGCCGUGCCGAAAUCAAGGCGCAUGCUCGACAAGGCCUUCGGUCCAGCGAGACGAUCUGGACCAUGCGCCAGGCACCUUUGCUGGAUCCGACAUGGGUCGAUCCCUCGUACCCCCCACCCUAA